Messenger RNA from Williopsis jadinii, 882 nucleotides. Its product is annotated as NCBP3 domain-containing protein. Gene Ontology annotation, cellular component: nucleus; cytosol. NCBI's taxonomy places the organism in Eukaryota, Fungi, Ascomycota, Saccharomycetes, Phaffomycetales, Wickerhamomycetaceae. Gene Ontology annotation, molecular function: mRNA binding; RNA 7-methylguanosine cap binding. The coding region runs from base 125 to 802 and encodes 225 amino acids. The record is from RefSeq and is a predicted model, not a curated record. The transcript has 3 exons.
CUAAAAAUGACGUAUACGGUUUGCCUCUUUUUUUUGGGUCCAGUUGUUUCGAAAACCUAACACACUGGUGAAGUGUUACGAAAGACAAGCUACGAUUUGAGUACCACUUCUUUAUCUCGUCAAAAUGGAAGAAGAGCGUAUGGAAUUGGAUGAAUCUGAACUUUUGAGACCAAACUCUCUGUUUUUAAGAGGUGUUGAUAACCUCUCUGAAAAGGAUAUCAAAUCCUAUGUCAAGCGCUACGUCAGUGAUCAUUUCAAAUUUGAAUGGAUCAAUGACUCUUCAUUGAAUAUUGUCUUUGAAGAGAACGAACAAGCAUCUAAUGCACUAAAGUCCUUGUCUCAAGAUACCAGCCCAGAAUUGGACAACAGUAAUGAGAGACUUGCCCAUCAGUUUGAUCCAAUGCAAAAAGAUGUUGAGUUCUGGACACGAGUGUCCAAAAUUGGUGAUAAAAAGAUCAAACAUGCUUCUCAAUACUCGAGAUAUUACUUGUUAAACCCAGAUGAAGAGAAAAAGUACAAGAUGAAGAGAAACCUUGAGAAAAGAUAUCGUGAUCGUGAGCCACUUGGUAGAAGAGCUCGUAUGCUAUCGGAUGAAGAAGACGACGACGAGGACCUCUUUCCUGAAAAGGCUAGUAAAGCGAAUGAUAUUGACAAAGAUGACAGCGUGAACCCAUUAUCUGAAAGAAUGAAAAAUCCUAUAUCCCAGAGACUACAGCAUUCCAAUUUUGAGCACUCGUUGGACAAUGGAGGAAAUGCUUUGUCACAGAAAGACCUAGAUGACGACGAUUUAUUCAAACGGUAGGUGUCUUGUUGCAAUGUAAUACGCUAAAAGACUACAUAUAUGUAAUUAAUAACAAAAUAUGGUGAUAAAAAAGAUAGGAG